CUAAAACAUAAUUUUAUAAAAACCUUUAAAAAUGUCGUAUAUGUUAGCACAUUUACACAAUGGUUGGCAAGUAGACCAAGCCAUACUAUCAGAAGAAGAUAGAGUUGUUGUGAUACGUUUUGGUCACGAUUGGGACCCUUCUUGUAUGAAAAUGGAUGAAGUUCUUUAUAGUAUUGCAGAUAAAGUGAAGAAUUUUGCCGUGAUUUAUUUAGUAGACAUAACGGAAGUCCCUGAUUUUAAUAAAAUGUAUGAAUUGUAUGAUCCAUGCACUGUGAUGUUUUUCUUUCGGAAUAAACACAUUAUGAUCGAUUUGGGUACUGGUAAUAACAAUAAAAUUAAUUGGCCUUUGGAGGAUAAACAAGAAAUGAUUGAUAUCAUUGAAACUGUUUAUCGAGGGGCUAGAAAAGGACGAGGUUUAGUGGUUUCCCCGAAAGAUUACUCUACCAAAUAUAGAUAUUAAUUUAUUAUAAUUGUAUUAGAAUAAGGAUUAAAUUAAAGUCGAGUUUUAAAAUAA
Messenger RNA from Onthophagus taurus, 514 nucleotides. RefSeq names its product thioredoxin-like protein Dim1 (gene Dim1). Gene Ontology annotation, cellular component: spliceosomal complex; U5 snRNP; U4/U6 x U5 tri-snRNP complex. Gene Ontology annotation, biological process: mRNA splicing, via spliceosome. The record is from RefSeq and is a predicted model, not a curated record. Lineage: Eukaryota; Metazoa; Arthropoda; Insecta; Coleoptera; Scarabaeidae.